This is a messenger RNA of Pseudocercospora fijiensis CIRAD86, 713 nucleotides long. RefSeq lists its product as uncharacterized. The transcript has a single exon. Bases 62 to 556 code for a protein of 164 amino acids. NCBI's taxonomy places the organism in Eukaryota, Fungi, Ascomycota, Dothideomycetes, Mycosphaerellales, Mycosphaerellaceae. The record is from RefSeq and is a predicted model, not a curated record.
CUUUCGCGAAAGAUUUGAGAUCCGAAGCUUGCGCAAUAGUGGACUUCCCGACCCUGUCACCAUGGCUACGCAGAACGUUACCAUCACCAAAGCCUCAUCGGUGGUACCCUGGAUCGGCCGGUUCCUUAUCACGACUCUGGAGCCACUGUUUGCCGUUGGAGGCGUUGUCCUUUGCCUCACAAAGCCGGGAGAUUAUCUGUCUAGCCUCACGCGAGAGACCGUUACCAGCAUUGAUCCCCUCACCAAGUUUGUGUACACUGAGCUCGGCGGCGGAUGGCUGGUCAUCAUCUUCGCCGAGGCCGUCAUCAUGAGGGCCGUCGACGACAUACGUGUGUGGAGACUGCUUUGCGCUGCCAUCUUGCUCUCGGACAUCCUGUACACUCAUUCUCUUGCGGAGGCCGUUGGCGGGUGGGCAUCGUGGGCAGCAGUGAAGGACUGGACGGCGAUGGAUUGGGUUGCGACGGCGACGACGUGGCCUUUCAUGUUGAUCCGAGUCGCGAUCGUCAGCGGGCUGUGGGGUGGUGGUGGUGGUGGUCAGAAAGCGAAGACGAGGUGAGAGCGAGGGCUGCGAGGCUGUGAAUGUGUCGUUCUUCUACAGUCAUGCCUCAGGUUUCUGCGGGCUCAGGCGAUGCGAGAGCGACGGCCGGCGACCAGGGUGCGGAGCUUAGCUUCUUCUUCUCAUGUACUGUAUCGGUAUCCAUCCCACAUCCGCG